CUGAAAUUGGGUAAGGGGAAAAAACAAAACACAAACAACUGAACAAGAGAGCCGUAACCAUGACGAUUCUUUAAAUUUCAACAUUUGCCUGGACUGUAAUGAAGCUGAAGAGGGACAAAGAAUAAGAUCUGAGUGGGAAGAAGUUUGAACAGAGUGGACUGAAUUAUACGAUUGAACGAUUAUAGCACGUACAGCACCACCAGCACUAAAGCAGAUUAAUCAAAUACUGGAAGAGAAAGAAGGUAAAGUUGUCUGUCAGUGAUCAAGGAGCUGUUAAGAAAGACAAACAGAGAAUGAGCAAAAUUCCACAAAGAAUAGCCAAGCAUACGUCAUGCAUAAAAAUGCAAAUGGCCAAUAUUAUGGAGAUAGAAAUAGACAUCAAUUCAAAGGAAAAAGAAAUGGCUCUGCUUCAAGAAAGCAGCGACUCAAAAAGUAACAUCCUGGAUGAAACCCUUGCAAGUAUUGAGAGGAAACCUGAAGAAUCUAAAAUCCUUUUUGAAAAAGUGUGUAAGGAAAUACAGGAGACCAGUGCUAUGAUUAAAACACUACUUGAAGAAAGACUGCCAUUACAAAGAGAGCUAGACAAGACUGAGGAUGCCCUGAAUCAAUAUAUGUGGUAUGGAACCAUCUUAUCCAAGCUGUCGCCUUCAGAGUGGCACAAAGCACAAGAAGAAAAGACUUUGAAAGCUGAAGAUGCCCAAAAGGAGCAGAAGUCUGAGCUUGAAACAACUACAGUUAGCAAGAAUAGUGUCAAAGUUCACACAGGUGUGGAGACUGGUUUGGUGUCCUGCCCAGAGAGAGCACUGUCUUCCAUCGUAGACCCCAUGCUGCCUUCAUGUCACAGUGACACAGUGGUCAUGGAGCCUGAUGUGGAAAGAGGCUGUGAUGAAAAUGAGGAGAAGCUGGAGCUAUACUUCUCUGAUCCCCAGCAGGUGAUGGAUCUGAUGAUGGAGCUGACGGAUCAGGUCCUGUCUCUGAUUCACAACUCCACAGAGGUGGAUAAGGUGCUGGAGGACACCAUUGAGAUCACCAUAAAUAAAAUGAAAGAUGAUGAAGAGAAGCUAACAAUGCAGGAGAAUUACAUAAAGGAGAGAAUUAAAGGAGAAGAGAAGAGAACUGCCAUGAUGAAAAUGAUGGUUCAACUCAAAGACUCAUUAAAAACAGAGGACCAUGAUAUUUUGCUGGCUGCUCUGGGUAAGAAGGUGAGAGAAGUAUAUUCCAGCUGUGCUGACAGUAACUUAACCAACCUAAGCACCCUGGAAAAGCUGUGCAGGGUUGAGCAUCGCAUGACUGUGUUGCUGCAGCAAGUUGAAAACAUACCAGAAGAAAUAGCCCAGCCAAUGUGGUGUGUCAAAGACAACGAGAGGAAGUCAAGGCUGCGGGAAGAAAAACUGAAAUUGGAGAAGGAGAAAGAGCAAGAAAAGAUAAACAAAUGUAGACAAAGAGCUCUUGGAUACUUCAAGAAAAUUUCUGGAAGAAAGCUCAUGCCCAAAAGCGAACAAGUCAAGGAGCAGAUCCCUAUUACAGAAGAGCCUAACGUUGCCGCUGUAGAGGACGACCCAUUUGCCGACUUCUUCUCUGAGGACUAAUACUGGAGAUUAAAUAUUUGUAUGUGACACUUUCCAUUAAUGCGUCUUUUGUGGCCCUGUGGAGAACAGCUGAAGAUGGAUGAGGAUGAAAGAUCAUUUAUCUGCUUUAGCGAGCUCACUUUCACCACAGGGGACUGCGCUUUCAUGGUUUCUUUUUUACAUCUCAGAUUCUUUACUUACAAUUACAGCUUGAGAGUCCUGUUACCUUCAGAAAUUCUUGGAUGUCUGUGCAGUUUGGUGGUGUAUUAGUGAUGGACAAGAUGCUGAGUCCAUGAAAAUAGUUGAUAAUUUUAUGGCAUGUUAUGGGAGCAGUUACCUCAUCGUGAAUUUGAACAAGACAGUGGAGAUGAUUGUGAAGUUUUAGACC
Melanotaenia boesemani (Boeseman's rainbowfish) is the source of this 1956-nucleotide messenger RNA. Its product is annotated as cilia- and flagella-associated protein 100-like. Lineage: Eukaryota; Metazoa; Chordata; Actinopteri; Atheriniformes; Melanotaeniidae. The record is from RefSeq and is a predicted model, not a curated record. Bases 294 to 1589 code for a protein of 431 amino acids. The transcript is spliced from 13 exons.